Struthio camelus australis is the source of this 2928-nucleotide messenger RNA. The record is from RefSeq and is a predicted model, not a curated record. NCBI's taxonomy places the organism in Eukaryota, Metazoa, Chordata, Aves, Struthioniformes, Struthionidae.
CUCCAGUGGCUUCCAGGAACUUGCACCAGUUUACCCUGGCAGAGACUUUGGCCGGCAGCUCCCGUAGGAAAUGAGAGUGUGGUCCUUCUCGAAUAGGAUAUCGAAUGAGGUUUUUCCACCAUGUUCGGAAAAAAAAAGAAAAGGCUUGAAAUUUCUGGGCCUUCCAACUUUGAACACCGGGUUCACACUGGAUUUGAUCACCGAGAGCAGAAGUUCACUGGACUACCUCAGCAGUGGCACAGCUUGUUAGCAGACACAGCAAACAGGCCAAAGCCUAUGGUGGACCCGUCAUGUAUCACUCCUAUCCAGCUCGCUCCUAUGAAGACUAUUGUUAGAGGAAAUAAACCUCGAAAGGAUACUUCAAUCAAUGGCCUGCUAGAAGAAUUUGACAAUAUCUCAGUGACGCGAUCUAAUUCCCUGCGGAAGGAAAGUCCUCCCACCCACCAUCAAGGAAGUUCAAACCAUGUGCAGAGGCACCAGGAGGAAAAUGGUUAUAUCACGUAUUCUCAGUAUUCCAGUGAGUCAGACACUACAACAGACUAUGUCAUGGAAAAGUAUGGAGACAAGACUCUUUAUGGGGAAGAGCUAGACAGAUACUACAAAGGUAGUUAUGCCACCAAGCAAAAUGGACACAUGAUGAAAAUGACUUCCAGAGACAUCUAUUAUUCAGAAGUUAAGCCCCUGAAAUCAGACCUCUCAAGGUUCCUGCCAGAUUAUCAUACGCACAUGGAAGCCAAAAACAAACCGAUUGAAUACAGUGGCCUAAAGCUGGAAUAUCAGAGGUUUCCUAGUGGAUCCUCGCUGGACUAUCGAGAUCCCUUCCCUUAUGCUCCUUCUCGAACUUCAGUGCAAAGUGAGUGCUCUAAGGAGAGACUCGAGUAUGGUGACAGCGACUGGGGAAACGGAUCAGGCAAGGAUGAUUAUGACAAAAGGCCAAAGUCAUCAUACGUAAACCCGGCAAGUCCUCAGCCAGCAAUGAGACAGAGAUCCAGGUCGGGCUCCGGUCUGCAGGAGCCAGCCAUGCCCUACGGAGCAAGUGCUUUUAAAGCAAACCAACAAGGACACUCGUACAGCUCCUAUACCUACCCUCGCUUGUCCGAAACUGCAGCAGGCUUCCCAAAGGUGGAUUAUGAUCGAGCACAGAUGGUAGUUAGCCCACCACUCUCCGGAUCGGACACCUACCCUAGAGGCCCAGUAAAGCUACCUCAAAGUCAAAGCAAAGUCAGCUAUUCAAGCAGUAGCUACCAGUAUCCUUUAGUCUAUCACAAAGCAUCUCUCUAUCACCAGCCGUCUCUCCAGCCAAGCUCUCCCUAUAUUUCCACGGCUUCCUACCCGAGCUCCCCAAGUGUCACAUCAAGUGCUUAUCCUCCACCGAGCUGGGGUUCCUCAUCAGACCAGCAGCCGUCCCGGGUGUCCCACGAACAGUUCAGAGCUGCUCUGCAGCUUGUCGUCAGCCCCGGCGACCCCAGGGAAUACUUGGACAACUUUAUCAAGAUAGGAGAAGGCUCCACAGGGAUUGUCUGCAUUGCCACUGAGAAACACACAGGAAAGCAAGUCGCAGUGAAGAAAAUGGAUCUCAGGAAACAGCAGAGAAGGGAAUUACUCUUUAAUGAGGUUGUAAUCAUGAGAGAUUACCAUCACGACAAUGUGGUUGACAUGUACAACAGUUACCUGGUUGGCGAUGAGUUGUGGGUGGUGAUGGAGUUUCUGGAGGGCGGUGCUCUGACAGACAUAGUGACUCACACAAGAAUGAAUGAAGAGCAGAUAGCUACCGUCUGUUUGUCUGUCCUGAGAGCGCUGUCCUACCUGCACAAUCAAGGGGUUAUUCACCGUGACAUCAAAAGUGACUCCAUCCUUCUCACAAGCGACGGGAGGAUAAAAUUGUCAGACUUUGGAUUCUGUGCCCAAGUGUCUAAGGAAGUCCCCAAGAGGAAAUCGUUGGUUGGAACACCCUACUGGAUGGCACCGGAGGUGAUAUCUCGCCUCCCUUACGGCACUGAAGUGGAUAUCUGGUCACUUGGUAUCAUGGUAAUAGAGAUGAUAGACGGAGAACCUCCCUAUUUCAACGAGCCACCGCUCCAGGCAAUGCGCAGGAUCCGGGAUAACUUACCGCCCCGGGUGAAGGACAUACACAAGGUCUCCUCGGUCCUCCGGGGCUUCUUAGACUUGAUGCUGGUGCGGGAGCCCUCGCAGAGAGCCACGGCGCAGGAACUGCUGAGACACCCCUUUCUGAAGCUGGCAGGGCCGCCUUCGUGUAUCGUGCCCCUCAUGCGGCAGCACAGGCACCGCUGACCUCGGCCAGUUUGCAGGAGGAGGCCGGUACAGAGGCCAGGUGAAGCCUGGCAGGAAUCCUACAGGGUUUUUUGGAAAUCGAGGAAGGGGCAGCCGAAACCUCGCAAAGGAAAAAACAGCUCUGUGAAAAUAAUGCAGUGUACGAAAAAAAAAUCCCGAGGUGCUCUCUGGAGCUGUGAAGGACUGGGGAACUCUCUUUGCCUCUGAUGGGACAGCCAUGCAGUGACGCUAAGCGCUGUCCCGUGGAAGGACUCUUCCAUGGGCAGUCAUCUGCUUGGCUUUCCGCUGUCAAAGCAGAAGGAUGCAAAUGCCAACGUGGUUGAAAAGGUAACAGAGCAUAGCACAACCAGAAGGAAACACCAGAGUUUUGUUGCAAAAGUAAAGGAUAUGGCACUUCUAUUUCAGAAGAACACUUUUCUGGCAUAAAGCACUUUUUAAUCUCAGUCAUAGCAGUGUAAUGUAUUUUGAAAUGAAUUUGUAAUUUUCUGUACAGUACUUUUUGAUAAUUUGCAGUACUUUGUCAUGUAACCAUCGUGCUAGUUGAAGUAAUAAGUGUAACUUAGCAAGAGUUUGGGAAAAAUUAACUUUCCUACUUUUUUUAACCCUUUUGAAAAUGGGGAAAGAAAAAAAAAAAAA